Messenger RNA from Clavispora lusitaniae ATCC 42720, 1407 nucleotides. Its product is annotated as NAD(+) diphosphatase. The record is from RefSeq and is a predicted model, not a curated record. Gene Ontology annotation, cellular component: peroxisome; cytosol. Gene Ontology annotation, molecular function: NADH pyrophosphatase activity. Lineage: Eukaryota; Fungi; Ascomycota; Pichiomycetes; Serinales; Metschnikowiaceae. Gene Ontology annotation, biological process: NADP+ catabolic process; NAD+ catabolic process.
AUGCUUUCACGAUACUAUCGGUUUAGUCCAUUUUUUGACAAAUUAAUCCGGUCUUAUUGUACACAAGUUUCUUUAAAAUCAAGGCUAGAGCUGUACUAUAAAAUGUCAACAAAUCCAAAACUUGCCCUUCAAUCACCGGCAGAAGCCAUAUAUUUCGGUAAAGAAGCUGUCAAUCGGGUCUCAUUCCUUAGAGAGGAUUCAGAAUUUAUUACAAACGCUUUGUUUCAUCCCAGCACUAGAUUCAUUUUUUACGAAAACGGUAACCCAUUGGUGAAUAAGGAUGUCGAAGAAAAGCGUUUAGUUAUUCUUUGUAACGGAGACGAUCAAUUAUCUACGGUGGAAGGAACGAGCGUCUCAGCUACGUCCAAAGGAUUGCUUGCCCCAACUUCUAAAGUUAGACCAAAUUGGACAAAGGUAUUAGAAACAUGGAGUGAAGACAACAAAGAGCAUAAUACUGGCUUGAGAGAUGAUGCCAAACCAACCUUUCUUUUUAUGGGCCUUAAAGAUGAAAGCGUGGGGGUCGAUUUGCAACAAUUGAAGCUACAUGAUGGUGAAAAGUAUUUGGACCAUCAAGGAAGAUACUCUGGGAUCCCAUACUUUGGUGUAGAUGUGUCAAACUCUCCACAUGUAGCGAAGGAUGUACGUGAGCAUAUCAUGAUGUACAACUCUCAGGUCGAGGAAAAACUGUUGAUUUUUACCACUUCCCGAAAACAUACAUUGGGAUUUUCAAACGACGAGGCGGCGCUAUACAGCCAUGGAAAGAUGUACUUCGACUGGCUAGGACGGAACAAGUUUUGCCCUGGAUGUGGAUCAAAAGUUAUCCCUAUUCAUGCUGGAGGCAAACUCAGAUGCACCAACGAUGAAAACAGAACUGAUGGCGAGAAUAUUAUUCAUAGCUGUCCUGUGAAAAACACUUCUGUUUCAAACGUUUCUUUCCCCCGCACUGACUGCGUUGUUAUCACGGCAAUCACGGACAAGGCCCGAACCAAAAUGUUGCUUUCGCUCAACAAAAGGUAUGCAUUUACCAAAAUGUACUCUUGUACAUCUGGUUUUAUGGAGCCUUCCGAAACAAUUGAGGUUGCUACUAAACGGGAAAUUUGGGAAGAGACUGGUGUUGUGUGCAAUGAUAUUCAAAUUCUCAUGACCCAGCCAUGGCCCUUCCCAGCUAACUUGAUGAUCGGAUGUGUUGCCACAGUAGAAUUCAACGGCCAAAAUGAAGUUAUCCAUUUGGGACACGAUAGAGAGUUGGCGGAUGCUCGUUGGUUUGACGUUUCUUUUGUUAAGAAAUUAGUCGAUGGUGAACAUACCGAGGAGACAAAUCCUGAAGGGAUCAUUCUCCCAUCAGACAUUUCUGUUGCCUUCUCUUUGAUUAAGCAUGUCUUGGACCGAAGUGAAGUUAAGCUUUAG